GGUAAGCGAACGGUUCUGGCAGGAUAUCCGGACAUCGAAACGCGUGAUUGGAUUCAGUUAUGAACAUGGGCUUGGACGACGUCGGAAACAAGUUUGACGACGUCAUUGGCGAGUGAUACUGGGACUGUCUUCCGUGCUGCAAUUGCCUGUCAUGAUGGUAGUUGGGCUGGUACAUGGAGGGAAGCACCGACGAAGGAGGAGAUGGCGACCUGUAGGCAGUGUUGUGCUGAUGGAAGGUCUGGAGGCCUAGAACGCGUGGUGGCGGCAUGACAUCCAACAGUCCAGACGACCGAUGGUGGUUGCUGGAAGCAGCUAGGAUGUUCAGAUGGGGCAAGGUGGAGGCGAUCGUCGACGAAGUCGGGGACGUGAGGCGGCCAUCGCCACUCGUGGUGGCUUGGCGGCCGUGGCGCGCACAGUACCCCCCUCGCCGCGCGUGGACGUCGCAGCCGUCGACGUUGCACUUGCGUCCGCCGCCGUGCCGGACGCACUUCUUGCGCUUGUGGGCCUGCUUGGUGCAUCCGUCAUGGGUGCAGAUCGCUUUCGAGGACUUGCCCCCAUGCUUGGAACAGUAUUCGCCAAUGCGGGCAUUCAGCUGGCACUCGUCGUACGUGCAUUUCUUUUUGCCGCCGUGGCGCACACACAGGUUGCGUGCAUACACUUGAUUUGCACAUUGG
Molecule: messenger RNA, 674 nt
Organism: Aphanomyces astaci
Lineage: Eukaryota; Oomycota; Saprolegniomycetes; Saprolegniales; Verrucalvaceae
Exons: 1
Coding region: 267-662 (131 amino acids)
Source: RefSeq, a predicted model, not a curated record